GUUGAGCUGGCGAUCCCACCAGCUGCACUACACUCGGCUGGCAUUUUUCUCCGCUGCUGCGGUGGUGAGGCUUGCACCCUUCGGGCGCUUCCGGCAGCUGCGGCAGCGCAUUCCAGUGCGCUGUCGGUCUGUCGUGUCCGAGUUUAGCCAGGCAAGUCUGGAAACGCGGACUGUCAAGGAGCUGAAGAAGAUGUGCAAAGACAGGAAGCUGCAAGUGAAAGGGAAGAAAGGAGAUCUCAUUCAUCGGCUGUUGCAGUUCACCGAAUCGAUGGACCCAGCUGCAUCGGCGAAAUCGGCACACAGAGAGGAAAAGAAUGAGGUGGAUGAACUCUACACCCAAGCGCAACGCGAGCUGCAUAGCCUUCAGGUGAAUGACUUGAGGGAUCUCUGCGAAGAGAGGGGCUUGAGCUCUGAGGGCAGCAAGGUGGAUUUGGUGAAGCGUCUAGCUGCACACCAGGCAUCUAGCAGCCUUGAGCCAAGCGUUGCCGUAGAGAGGUCAGUUCUAAGCCCUGAAGAGCGAAUUACCAAGGCCCUCGCAAGGGACAGUGAGCAAGAUUUGAGACAAGUGGUGCAGGAUAUUUUCGAAGUUGGGCGUCCAAAGCCAGGAGAAAUUGUGACUGGCGUGGUUACCUCCAUUGUUGAGUGGGGUGCAUUUGUGGAGUUGGACAAAGAUGGCUGGUCAGCCUUGAUCCACAUCUCCGAGAUCAGCGAUACCUUCAUCGAAAACAUCGAGGAGUACAUCUGUCCUGGACAGCGUGUUGAGGCUCUUGUGCUUCAAAGUCCCAUUGAUCGGAUGGAUAGGCUCUCGCUGUCCAUCAGGCGGCUCAAGGACCUCCAGAGGUAUGACCCUGAAGCUGUGGCCACGGUCGGAGCAUUGACACCUCUGGCCAGGCGAGACGAGCCAAAUGUGGUGCGAGAAGAAGUCUUCGAAGCUCUUCAGGAGCGUGUGGCUGCUUUGGAGGCCAUCGUCAUUGAGAUGGGCCAUGGUCAGGCCCUACGGGACGCCCGUUCGGAUGCCAGCGCAUCAACCCGCAGGAGCCGUGUUGCUCCGCUGACCGAAAUGCUGAACGACCUGCACGACAAUGGUCCUCCUGAAGAGCCCAUGUCCGUCAAGAAAGAGAAGGCGGCCAUCGACCAGGUGAUUGAAAGUCUCCUAAGUGGCAGUUCAGACGUCUAG
Cladocopium goreaui is the source of this 1177-nucleotide messenger RNA. The record is from the annotation of a GenBank genome assembly. Lineage: Eukaryota; Dinophyceae; Suessiales; Symbiodiniaceae.